Molecule: messenger RNA, 918 nt
Organism: Candidula unifasciata
Lineage: Eukaryota; Metazoa; Mollusca; Gastropoda; Stylommatophora; Geomitridae
Source: the annotation of a GenBank genome assembly
AUGGACGGGCUGGAGCAGGAUAUGAUGAAGCAACAGUCAGCCUUCAUGGAGCUCCAGCAGCAAACUGGAGGCCUGGCCCACAGCAUGGGCCACCACCCGGCCUACCAGAUCCGCCCGCAGUACCCGGGGGCGCACCCGCAGCACCAUCAACCACAUGACGUGUUUUCCAGCCAACAACAUGGCCGCAUGCCGUCACAUCCAUUUUCUGUUAGCCCAUACCAGACGCCAUCACCUCCUAGGGACGAUAAAAGCCAAGUGGAAGAACAGCUCAGAAUAAAUGGAAAAGGCAAGAAAAUGCGCAAACCGCGCACCAUAUAUUCCAGCUUGCAACUACAACAGCUCAACAGGCGGUUUCAGAGGACGCAAUAUUUGGCCUUGCCCGAACGGGCGGAGCUAGCGGCCUCUUUGGGCCUGACUCAAACACAGGUAAAAAUUUGGUUCCAGAAUCGAAGAUCUAAGUACAAAAAGAUCAUGAAACAAGGAGGACCCCCGCCGACCCAGGCCCCUUGCUCUCAAACCCCAGUGCACCAGGGAUCUGCAGCAUCUCCGUCGCUGCAGCAACAGGGAUCCAUGGGGGUCGGGAUUAAACAACAGCAGAACUCAUUCUUGGACGAGGGACCCCCCGGUGGCGACAUGCACCCAGGAUCCCAAGGGUCUCCGACCCCUCAGCACGGCCUCCAGCACCCACACCCUCAAGGAACGCCGACCCCAAUGCUCUCAGCUUCCUCGCCUAUGAGUCAGCAGGGCAGCGUGUUGUCAUGGUCGGACCUGGGUUCGAAUCCCAACUCUGGUCAUAUUCAUCCCCACAGUCAUAACCAGCACCACGCCCAGCAUCAAAUCAACAGCGCCUACAUGUCCCAUUACUCAUCCUGGUACACCCAGAACGGACUACCACAUCAACAAUCACUACUGACGUAA